Messenger RNA from Schistosoma margrebowiei, 765 nucleotides. The record is from the annotation of a GenBank genome assembly. Lineage: Eukaryota; Metazoa; Platyhelminthes; Trematoda; Strigeidida; Schistosomatidae.
CUUAUAUAUCACUUUUUAAAUCUAUGUGUAAAAUGAUGAGAAAAGGAACAUUUUCGAGAAACGAAAAUCUUCAAUAAAGUGCAAACUAUUAAAGAAAGUAUCUUAUAGUAUAAGAUUACAGAUCUUGAAUUUUGAUGUGAAAUUCACUCAUUCAUUUGGAUAAAUAGUAUUUUGGGAUUAUAGCUGAUGUCAGUUUGUGAUGAAAACCCUAAAUUUACUACGUGGACACUGUCAAGAAAUAAAUUUUCAAUGGCUUAUUUUCACUUCCAACAGUUUAAAUCAACCGAAGGAAUUUGUCUCAAUCUCUUACAAUUGUUUAUUUAUUUAAACUUAUUUUGUUUAUGUCAAACAAUUUAUCCAGUUCAUUCAUUUAAUACAUUAAGAAGUAGUUAUCCAACUGUAGAUGAUGUUACUAAUACCGAUGAUACAUGGUUAUUAAAUGAUCAAAAUAAAAAGAAAACUAUGGAUCGACUUCGUGAAUUUAAUCGAUACUUGAACAACAUUUUUCUGCGUCAACACUUUUAUCCUGAAGAAAAUGAGGAACCAUUUGAUCGUCGAAAAUUCUCUGUUCUAUCCAAUCAAAAUAAACGAGAUUAUUUAUUUUUACGUGGCUAAUUCCUUUUUAUGGGCAACAUUUUAAUCCAAUAGAAAAAAAACUAUGAUAGAGUUAAUCAGAAAGAAAGAAAAGCGAUAAAUGUAUUUUAGAAAUAAACAAAAAUAAAUAAAUGUUACUUGUUAUUAGUUAAAUAUAAAUUUGUCCAUGAU